Molecule: messenger RNA, 1878 nt
Organism: Helobdella robusta
Lineage: Eukaryota; Metazoa; Annelida; Clitellata; Rhynchobdellida; Glossiphoniidae
Exons: 16
Coding region: 1-1878 (625 amino acids)
Cellular component (GO): plasma membrane
Source: RefSeq, a predicted model, not a curated record
AUGAACAUCUUGUAUAAGGUAACUACUGAUCUGACUGGAGCAUGUCUGGCUUAUAUGACUCAUGGUUGUCUAAAUGAAUUCGACUACGUUGUAGAGAGCAGCCAACGUAACAAGCAGGAACCUGUCAAGUACGGAAGGAGCGUCUCUAGAGUUACCUGCAAAGCUCUAAUUCAUUCACACUCAUCUUUCACGAAAUCUGAAUUAAUGGGUCUCGAUAUAUAUGGAGACAAAUUCAAAUAUAAAGGGUGCUUUCAAAGCAUGAAAGAACUUCGUCUUGGACAUUUUGAUACUUUAAAAAGUUGCUACGACUUCUGCCAUCAGCACUUGUUCUACGGAAUGACGAAUAAAAAAGUCUGCAAGUGUGCAGACAGUAUUGGUGAAGAGCUGGAUCCCGAGAAAUGCAACAUCACUUGCACUGAUGAGCAUUCGUGUGGAGGGUACGAUGCUUAUUCCAUUUAUACAUAUAAAAGAGCGGAGUUGGUUGGGUGUUUCUUAUACGUGAAAUUUGAACCGGAUGGAAUUAAUCCACCAGGGAACAUUCCGUGCUCAAGACAAUGUUACGAUCUUGGCCAUCAUUUCAGUGGGACUAAAAUAGAAUUAUGCAUGUGUGGAGAUAAUUUCAGCUUCAAAAACCAGAUCAGCAAAGAGCAGUGCAGGAACUCUUCUAAAAAUAUUUUAGUCUCGGAUGAUGAGACCAAUUCAAUCGUCGAAGCGACCACCGCAAGUGUUGUUGUGAACAACUGUGACGUGCAAAAUGGUGGGUGUGGGGAGUUGGUGUGUAUCGAGGUCGAUUCUUAUGAGGAAGAUGAUGAGGCGGGUUCCAGUAUCAGAUGCUACGAGGGAGACAAGGAGGCCAUUGUAGGGACAGCCGAGAGCCAAGAUAAUUUAGUCUACAAAGGGUGUUUUACAAAUAUGAAGGAAAAGAAUGACUUCCAAACCGACUCUGUAAAAUCCUGUGACAAAAUUUGCAGCUUUACAUUAUUUUACGGAAUUAAAAAUAAAAAUGUCUGCACAUGUUCAAACGCUGUGGAGGAAGAAUUGAACGCAGAAAAAUGUGAUAAAAAAUGUUCAGACGGAUUCUCGUGUGGCGGAAUAAGCACGUACUCAGUCUACGCCAAAUUCUAUAACGAAUCUAUGAAUGUUGGCUGUUUCAAAUACUUGCAACUUGAACAUCAAGAAAAUAAUUCAUUGACCAGACCUCUUUGCUCAAUAAAGUGCAAAGAACUUGGCUAUCGAUUCAGCGGAGCAAAUGCUGUCAAUUGCCAGUGCGACAAUAAAUUUACAUUCAAAGAUCAAGUCAACAAAGAACAAUGCACGCCAUUGUCAAUGUUUUUCACGCUAACUGAUGUUUCACCUGAAUUGGAAGUCAACUUCAAACCUUCCAAAUACAACUACUGCAUUAAUGACAGAGAGGAGAAUAUGAAAACAUACUGCCGAUCUGGUGUUUGUAAGCCUGGUUGGACUGGAGCACUCUGUGAUUAUAGGGAUUGUGAAGAGAACAACGGUGGAUGUAAAAAAGAGAUGAACUGCCUGGAGCAAACCGUCAACAACGUGACGAUCAACAAAUGCCUGUGUAGAGAAGGAUUCACGUCUGACAUUUUCAAUGAGUGCAAAAAAAUACCAAGCAGACAUAAUCUGGCUUCAGCGUACAUUUACAUGAUCAUGUUAGGAAUAUCACUUACACUGCUGCUAAUAACAAUGCUACAUGCGGUCUGGUAUUUCAGACGGAUGGGUCUUGAGAUUCGCUCAGAACUUCGUGAUGAAGUAGUAACCAGUGCAAGAAAACAAGAUAUGGAAAUAUAUGAAAAAAGAAAGGGGCACAAGCAACUAGACGAGCAGAAAGACCACAGUAGAGCGAGUUACAAUAAUCAUUCCUAG